Medioppia subpectinata is the source of this 1113-nucleotide messenger RNA. Lineage: Eukaryota; Metazoa; Arthropoda; Arachnida; Sarcoptiformes; Oppiidae. The record is from the annotation of a GenBank genome assembly.
AUGCGUGAACCUUUGGACCAAAGUAUAGGUCUUUCUUACGCACUGAUAGCCGACGGAAAGGCUUAUAUCAUAACAAACGAUGAAUACAAUCAGAAGACUGUUCCCAAUAAACCCAUUCCUAUUCCUCCGGAAUUUCAAACUAUAAACGGAAUAUUGCUUUUCGACAAUAGAAGUUGCGAUCCAAACGACUACAGACUUAUGGCUUAUAACGUGACACAAAACGCACAAAACCAGAUCUGGGAAUGGCAUACAUUCUUGAAUCUGAUUAACUGGACUCCCAAUACAGUGUGGACAACACCGCCGAUCAUAUAUCUGCCCGAAUACCUGUCUAACGACCCCUAUAUGAAUCACUAUCCCUUCACAUUUACCAUGUUUUGGCACAAAAGGCGAACCUUAUUCCUCAUCCAAAUGCCUGUGAGUGGAGCACCGGUUCAGCCAAAUACUUAUCACGCGAUUAUAGGGCCCCAGACUUGUACUAAAAAGUAUCGAUAUAACCAUGAUCGCAAUUUUAAAAUUACUCAAGUUCUUAAACCGUAUGAAGACUUUGAUUCCUGUUUUAUUGAAAACGAUACGCAAAUUAUCUGUUUUGGCCCAAAAGGGUUCAGUACUUAUGACAUCGAUUUGAUUCAAACCAAUAACGGACAAAUAAGGGUUGAAAAUCACACUAAAACUCCGCCAAACAUACCAUUAGUGGAUAUUAUUCAACAAAUUUGUUCAGUGUCUACGACCGCAUCAAUCAACACAACUCCAGUCAAUAUAUCCAUUCCUAUAGCGAUAACAACUGAAUUGAGUCAAACCACUGAAGAAACGGCGAGUGUUGCAGCGGAUCCGACCGAAGACGACGGAUCGCCUCUAUUUUGGACCAUUUUAGCCAUAAUAUUAGCAUUAAUAGUGGUUUUCUUGUUUGCAUUCCUCUUGUGUUCACUCUUAAGGAAAAGUAAAGACAAAAAUGAUGAGCGAAGUGAAGAUGAGUUCAGUAAAAGUGGUUCCAAGAGUGGGGUCGACAACAAGUCUAGCCUUUCAAUGCGUUCGCAAUUUAAUGAUCAAAAUAAACGAAACGCUUUGAAUGAAAGUACUAUCGAUUCUCAGUCGCCGAUCAGAUCCCAAACAAAU